GAGACAUUUCGUUUAUACAUGAUUUUCUUGUUGUUUGGAGCUUCUUUUACUAUCUUUCUCUCUUUUGCUGCCGAGUCAAUUACGCGUGUAUCGAUACCCCCCUCCGAAAAUCCCAUAAUUUGGUGCAGUCAUCCACCAUGAUGUCCAACUGGAUCAAAACCCUCGGGGCUCUGCUCCUCCUAGUCUCUCUUGUACACGCUCAGUUCCAGUUCUUUGAGCAAAUGUUCAGCGGUUCUGGUGGGCAGGAGCGUAAACAAGCUUCUCAGAAUGUUCCUAGCGACAGUUCGCGAUAUAACAGCAUGUGGGAUGGAGCACGGUGCGAUAAAUAUCUCUGCCCCGGUACUCUUGCUUGCGUUCAUUUCCCUCACCACUGCCCGUGUCCCCAUCCCGACGUCGAGGAGAAGUUUGAACUGGGUGAAGGAAGUGCCGUCUGUGUCUCAAGGGGAGGAUACAAAGCUGGAGAAGCUGCGCGCAAGGUCGAAUUGGCUCGCAAAGGGCUUAUAUGAUUAUGUAAAUGAUAAAAGUACAUCGUUAUGGUCUGGAUACUGUUGUGGAGUUGCGUUUGUAUACUGCUGGAAUUCCUGUGUGCUUGCAUGAAUUGAAUAAAACUGUUAGCGACAAUCUAAUGGACCUUGAGUCCUGACAUUCUGGUGGUAAAUCAGAUCAAUCCAAUAUCAGAAUGCUUUGACUUCAU
Molecule: messenger RNA, 694 nt
Organism: Aspergillus ochraceoroseus IBT 24754
Lineage: Eukaryota; Fungi; Ascomycota; Eurotiomycetes; Eurotiales; Aspergillaceae
Gene: lcl2
Product: protein lcl2
Exons: 2
Coding region: 138-506 (122 amino acids)
Source: RefSeq, a predicted model, not a curated record